This is a messenger RNA of Papaver somniferum (opium poppy), 669 nucleotides long. RefSeq lists its product as uncharacterized. The record is from RefSeq and is a predicted model, not a curated record. Bases 1 to 669 code for a protein of 222 amino acids. NCBI's taxonomy places the organism in Eukaryota, Viridiplantae, Streptophyta, Magnoliopsida, Ranunculales, Papaveraceae. The transcript is spliced from 2 exons.
AUGGUAAAUGAGCUUAAAACUAAGCGUAAGGAUGGCAAUGUGGGUCUUAAACUUGACAUCACCCAAGCUUUUGACACGGUGAGUUGGUCUUUUGUUCUAGAAGUUUUUCGGAGGUAUGGUUUUUCUCAGAGAAACAUGAAGAGUUUGCACAAUCUUCUUGCUUUACUUGGAAAAUAUCAAACAGCUUCGGGUCAAACUGUUUGCCGUCAAAAGAGUAAGGUUUAUUAUGGUGGUGGUUCUUUGAAUCGCUGCACUACCAUCACUAAUUUACUUGGUACGGAAGUUUCUACUUUCCCGGACAGGUAUCUUGGUGUUCAAAUUAUGCCCGGUGCUGUUAAGUAUCGCCACAUUAGCAAUGUGAUUGAUAAAAUUAAGAAUCAACUUGUUGUUUGGAAGGGUAAAUUGCUCUCUUUUCAAGACAGAAUUGUUCUUAUUAAUUCAGUGAUUGCUAAUUAUUCUAUUCACAACAUGGCUGUGUAUAAGUGGCCUUUGAAGUUUAUUAAACAAGCUGAGCGUGUGAUUCGCAAUUUUCUUUGGUCUGGGGAUGCUGAGGUCUCAAGGAAGUUUGUUGUUGGUUUUCCUAAAGUUUGCUUCCCUUUGAAUGAAGGUGGUUUCGGUAUUUCUAGUUUAGCAGUCACAAACAAGGCGCUUCUCAUGAAAUUAUGGUAG